UCCUGUCAACUGUUGAACCGAAAACACAAAUGUCACCGUCCAGUCUCUGGUCUGGAGGAGCAGAUCUCUCGGUUCUUGUGGGUGGAGGAGAGGAGAAGGUUUACGCAGCGGCUUCUUGUCUUUUUGGAGGAAAAGUGUCGCCACAGGAGGGAGGAGAAACCUGGACUGGCUGUUGGAUCGUUUCGCCUUUUCAUACGGAACCUGUGAUUUCAGAUCAGAAGCGCAGAGAUUGGGAGGAAACCUCGCAGCUCGGGAUUACAGAUGUGCAGAUUAAUGAUGAACGGGUGGGUCAAAGCGUCUGAAGAAGUCCAAGGAUUGAGGGGAGGACUGCCUGCCUUACGUAACUGAGCUCUGUGGAGGGACUGGCUCAGAAACAUCUGAGCAGAGCUGAGAAAUCCACCCGAGGCACCGCAGGUGCAGGGAGGAACGCAGUCGCACGUUUUUUCACUCAUCGUUGUCAUGGAGAACGCCGUCUCCUCUAGCCAGUGAGCAGUGAAAUGAAUGAGGGAUACAGGCCGGGAGGAGGGGCGGUGGAGGCUGAAGCCAUCCUCCACACGGUGAACCCUGACCUGGUCACCCUUUCUGACCAAAACAGGAACGUAUGUAGAGAUUUCGCUCAGGGAUUCCUGCACGACAGUCCAGAUUUUAGCUCCCCUCCUGUGUUCGGGAAGGAAUACCUGCUCGAUGGAAGACCAAUGGAGAGUAACUGCUUCCAUCACCCAAAAGGUGACGGCUCGUACGCCUCAAGAGCCGAUCAGCGUCACCUUUCCAGUAACGCAGGGAGUUCAGAAGACCCUCCUCAUGCUGACUCUGCUGUCUUCAAUCACAUUGCUGGGAUGCAACAGAAUUGUACAAGUGGUGAACUCCACAAUGGAGCAAGAGAGAACGUGCCGUUAGGUGCAGAUUUCAUGUGCAGUGAAGACAAACGGGGAACUGACGGGUUGGGUUUGAAACCGGAUCUCAAAGCUGAGAAUGCACGGCCACAACAAGAACCAGAUUUAGUCAUCGAGGUCGGCGGUCAGACCAUCAACGCUCACAAGUCUGUCCUGGCGGAGAAGAGUGAUUACUUUAAAGCGCGCAUGUCCCGCAACAUCCUGAAAGUUAAGGGCGUGAGUUACAAGACUCUGUCGACGUUGAUAGACUAUCUUUACACCUCUCAAAUUAGUGUGGGCAAAGAAAAUGUGGUUGAUGUCAUCACGGGGGCUAAGAUCCUGCAGAUCCCCUGCGCCGUCCAGGCAGCGAUGGACUCCAUGUCGGAGCAGAUCACCGCAGAGAACUGCUACGAGAUCCUGACCAUCGCCAAGAAGCAGCGACUCAGUGAGCUGAAGGAGACUGCGUACGGCUUCCUGAGCGACAACUUCCUGCAGAUCCUCAAGGACCCCGCAGUCUACGGACGUCUAACGGGGUCUGAAAGGGAUCUCAUCUUGAAGAAGAGAGUGGACGGGAGGAAGACUCUGAUGGUGGCAGAGGUAAAUGACGUGUUCGAUCGAGUCGGGAGUCGACCACCGAGUCGCUGUGGCAGCCGACCUCAAAGUCCCUUGUCCGCGGGGUCUUUGGAGGAGAACAAUAUGAUUUACCUGUUCAGUGAAUCAGAAAAUGACUGGCGACCUUUGACUGUGAUGCCCGAAGACAUAAACACUAAGGGAUGCGGGAUCUGCACCAUGUUUAACUACCUGUUUGUAGCAGGAGGCAUCAAGGGCUAUGGAGACAAGGGUAAAGUGUCAGACAAGGUUUUCUGUUACAACCCCAUCACCAACCGUUGGUCCGACAUUAGACCAAUGAACCAGGCCCGAGCCCAGCUGAAGCUUGUAUCUAUGGACGGCUACCUGUACGCCAUCGGAGGGGAAUGUCUGUUCACGGUGGAAAAAUACGACCCUCGAAUGGACCGCUGGACGAUGGUGGCUCCAUUGCCCAAAGGAGCCUUCGCGGUGGCCCACGAAGCCACAACCUGCAGCGGAGAACUCUACGUUUCAGGCGGCUCUCUUUUCUUCCGCCUCCUCAAGUACGACUCCAAGAGGGAUGAGUGGCAGGAGUGUCCCUACAACAACAGCAGGAAGAAGUCCUCUGACAUGGUGGCGCUGAAGAGCUUCAUCUACCGCUUUGAUGUGAACCGAGAGCAGGGGAUCACCGUGUUCAAGUACAACACCAUCGUGAAAAUGUGGCACGACUGCGCGUCGCAGAGGCUGGGAAGUUAUUUACCCUUCAGGUGCGCCGUUAUCGGGAACUGCAUCUACUGCGUGAACAAAAGCCAGACUCUUCAGUUCGUGGUGGAGGAGGAGAGCUCCUACUUUGUGGAGGAAACCCUGAAAGCACCUCUAGAGGCGAAGGGUGUCCUUUUCCCUUUUGUGCUCAGUUUGCCUGAAAAGCCAGAAAAAGUUACAUAAUGUGUGUGUGUGUGUGUCUGUGUGUGUGUGUGUUGGGGGCGUGUGAUUCAGAAUAACACCCUAAUUGUGAUUUAGUAAAACUGCAAUAAGUAGAAAACCUUAUAUACACGCUUCAGUGUCAGCUUUCUUUCUCUGUGUUUCAUCGCCUGCUUGCAGUGGAAUGUGUGUAUUUGCAUGGCUUUUUAAUGCAUCUACAAUUUGAAGCCUUAACUUUGUCCAUUUUAUUAUUUUAUUUUUUUAA
Messenger RNA from Nematolebias whitei (Rio pearlfish), 2625 nucleotides. Its product is annotated as kelch repeat and BTB domain-containing protein 11. The transcript is spliced from 2 exons. Gene Ontology annotation, molecular function: protein binding. The record is from RefSeq and is a predicted model, not a curated record. Lineage: Eukaryota; Metazoa; Chordata; Actinopteri; Cyprinodontiformes; Rivulidae. The coding region runs from base 498 to 2384 and encodes 628 amino acids.